AUGAACGGCGAUAGUCAUUCCUCCAGAGAUCCGGGGCGGUCGAAGGAUUUCUACGGAGCUGGUCGCUCUGACCGAGAAGAGCGAAGGGAUCGUGGAGACCGCAGUAGCCGUGGCGAUCGCAGUGACAGACGGGAGAGAGAAAGAAGAAGGUCAAGAUCACCUCACCACGGUUCAAGGUCAGGGCGGCGCGAACAAGAGACAGACCUGUAUUCUUCUAGUCGUGACUAUCGCGCCAGAGAGCGGGAGGAUAGGUAUUCAGGCCGGCGAGAUGAGAGAGAAUGGGAUAGAGAUAGAAGUGAUAGGCGACGUGAUCAUAGGAGAGAUGACGAUGAUAGACCUUCCCGACGCGAGAGAGAUAUGCCGGACGAAAGAUCCCGGGGAGGCAGAGGUAGAGAUCGCGAUGCAUUCGGUGGUGGCAGGGACCGAAAGAGGAGUGCAAGUCCACCACCUAAAAAGAGAGAACCCACACCAGACUUGACGGACGUUGUUCCUAUCCUCGAACGGAAGCGCCGACUUACUCAGUGGGAUAUCAAACCCCCUGGUUAUGAGCAUGUAACAGCGGAACAGGCAAAGCUCUCCGGCAUGUUCCCUCUCCCUGGCGCACCCCGCCAACAGGCAGUGGAUCCGAGCCGUCUACAAGCUUUCAUGAACCAACCUGUUCCUGGAACAUCGAUUAAUACCGUUCUAAGGCCUUCAAACUCUCGCCAAGCGAAGCGACUUUUCGUUCAUAAUAUACCGCCAUCAGCAACGGAGGAGAGCUUGGUGCAGUUCUUUAACCUUCAGUUGAAUGGUCUCAAUGUUAUCAAAGGGGUCGAUCCGUGUGUAUCCGCUCAACUAUCAAAAGACAGAAGUUUUGGUUUACUUGAGUUUAAAAGUUCUGCCGAUGCUACCGUUGCGCUGGCAUUUGAUGGUAUCACUAUGGAGGACACUGGUGACAUGGAUACAUCAAAUGGAGAGGCAAAUGGGUCUAAUCAAGGGCUAUCGUUACGUCGACCGAAGGACUACAUUCUUCCAGUUGGAGGCGAAGAAGAGCCUCACCGGGAGGGUGUUGUUUCUAACGUAGUUCCUGAUACACCAAACAAGAUAUGUGUUUCGAAUAUUCCUCCAUUUAUUGAGGAAGAGCCGGUCACCAUGCUACUCGUUUCCUUUGGAGAGCUCAAGUCGUUUGUUCUUGUUAAGGAUAGUGAGACGGGUGAAUCUCGGGGCAUUGCAUUCUGCGAGUAUCUUGACCCGAUGUCGACAGACAUCGCGGUUGAGAAUCUAAAUGGCAUGGAACUCGGCAACAAGAGGCUUAGAGUGGUUCGUGCAAGUAUCGGAACCAUCCAGGCUACUGGGCUUGAUAUGGGCAUUAAUGCCAUGUCCAUGUAUGCCAAAACAACCUCGCAAGACAUUGAAGCUGGCCGUGUGCUUCAAUUGCUAAACAUGGUAACUACUGACGAGCUACUGGAUAAUGACGAUUACGAAGAAAUCUGCGAUGACGUUCGUGAUGAAUGCUCAAAAUAUGGACAAGUUGUCGAACUCAAGGUUCCGAGACCGACUGGGAACAACAAACAAUCUGCAGGUGUUGGCAAAAUCUAUGUCAAAUUUGAUAAUAGCGAAUCGGCCUCGAAAGCGCUCAAAGCUCUUGCAGGGAGGAAAUUCCAGGAUCGUACCGUUGUUACGACAUACUUCUCAGAGGAAAAUUUCGAAGUCAACGCAUGGUAA
This is a messenger RNA of Paracoccidioides brasiliensis Pb18, 1704 nucleotides long. RefSeq lists its product as uncharacterized. The transcript has 7 exons. Gene Ontology annotation, molecular function: poly-pyrimidine tract binding; pre-mRNA 3'-splice site binding. Gene Ontology annotation, cellular component: nuclear speck; commitment complex; U2-type prespliceosome. Bases 1 to 1704 code for a protein of 567 amino acids. The record is from RefSeq and is a predicted model, not a curated record. Gene Ontology annotation, biological process: mRNA processing.